CCCGCUGUCGCCUCCGCUCCAGCCUCUAGUGCCAGCCUCACUCUUUUUUCUCCAACCUUUUUUACUUCCAUCUUUCCUCCUUAGAAUGAAAGAAAGAUGAGGGUUUUCCUUUUCCGAUCGGUUGAAACCGCCGUCAGAAGAGGAGGUGGGAGGAAACCGUCGGCGCCGCCGGCGGCAUCGGCCAUCCCCUCGCUCUCCUCAUGAAUCUCAACCCUUUGGUCUCCUCCCUUUCCCUCUACGAUAUCGCCGGCACCCCGGCGUCGCCGCCGACGUCAGCCACAUCAACACGCGCACCCAGGCCCCCCCUUGCCCUUUCUCGUACCAUCUCUCAUCUCCUUCUCCCUUCCUAAUCCUGGAAAAUAUCUGAUCGAGGGUUUUGGAUUCCUCUUUUCUUUAUGUCGGUUGUCGGAUUUAUGGGCGAGGAGAAACUCGGGAAAGCCCUAGAGGGCUUCGAUGUCGUCAUCAUCCCGGCCGGCGUCCCUCGGAAACCGGGUAUGACCCGCGACGAUCUGUUCAACAUCAAUGCCGGCAUCGUCAAGCCUCUAUGCACGGCCAUAACCAAGUACUGCCCUACUGCACUUGUUAAUAUGAUUGGCAAGCCUGUGAAUUCGACGGUGCCGAUUGCGGCGGAGGUGUUCAAGAAGGCGGAGACCUAUGAUAAAAGGAAGCUUUUCGGAGUCACCACGCUCGAUGUGGUGAGAGCUAAGACUUUCUUUGCCGGGAAGGCAAAGGUUCCGGUUGAGGGUAAAGCUUUUGCCUUUUCUUGGUUUUUAUGUAUGUAUUUGGUGGUCUUCCCCUCAAAGUGUCCUUUUUGGUUUUAA
Phoenix dactylifera (date palm) is the source of this 821-nucleotide messenger RNA. Lineage: Eukaryota; Viridiplantae; Streptophyta; Magnoliopsida; Arecales; Arecaceae. The record is from RefSeq and is a predicted model, not a curated record.